Messenger RNA from Limanda limanda (common dab), 1947 nucleotides. RefSeq names its product protein arginine N-methyltransferase 8-B-like. Gene Ontology annotation, biological process: peptidyl-arginine methylation. The transcript is spliced from 10 exons. Gene Ontology annotation, molecular function: protein-arginine N-methyltransferase activity. NCBI's taxonomy places the organism in Eukaryota, Metazoa, Chordata, Actinopteri, Pleuronectiformes, Pleuronectidae. The record is from RefSeq and is a predicted model, not a curated record. Gene Ontology annotation, cellular component: plasma membrane. The coding region runs from base 10 to 1221 and encodes 403 amino acids.
UCGGCUCUCAUGGGACUGAGGCAUUCGUCGCGGUGUUUGCUGCUGCGGCGGAAGAUGGCGGAGGCGGACAGCUCGGAGGAGCCUGUGACUGCCCCCCUCUCUCAGUCGGCUCAGCCUUCCCCGCUGCCUAAACCAGUGCCUAACACCCACCACAUGCCCUGCGUCCCCCACACGCCUCAUGUAGCAGCCUUGUCCACCUGUCCCGGCAGGGGCAAGAUCGCCAAGUUCAUCAGCCCAGAGGAGAUGACAUCACGGGACUACUACUUUGACUCUUACGCCCACUUUGGCAUCCAUGAGGAGAUGCUGAAAGACGAGGUGCGGACGCUGACCUACCGGAACGCCAUGUACCACAACAAGCACGCGUUCAAGGACAAAAUCGUCCUGGACGUCGGGAGUGGAACGGGGAUCCUCUCCAUGUUCGCCGCCAACGCCGGCGCCAAACACGUGUACGGGAUAGAAUGCUCAAGUAUAUCUGAAUACUCAGAGAAGAUUAUCAAGUCGAAUCACCUGCACAACGUCAUCACCAUCUUCAAGGGCAAGGUGGAGGAGGUGGAGCUCCCCGUGGAGAAGGUGGACAUCAUCAUCUCAGAGUGGAUGGGCUACUGCCUCUUCUACGAGUCCAUGCUCAACACCGUCAUAUUUGCCAGGGACAAGUGGCUGAAACCCGGAGGCCUGAUGUUCCCCGACAGGGCCGCUCUCUACGUGGUCGCCAUCGAAGACAGGCAGUACAAGGACUUCAAGAUUCACUGGUGGGAAAACGUGUACGGAUUUGACAUGAGCUGCAUUCGUAACGUGGCCAUCAGAGAGCCUCUGGUGGAUGUGGUAGAUACCAAGCAGCUGGUGACCAACGCCUGCCUCCUGAAGGAAGUGGACAUCUACACCGUGAAGCCAGAGGACCUGUCCUUCACCUCAGCCUUCUGUCUGCAGAUCCAACGCAAUGAUUACGUCCACGCCCUGGUCACCUACUUCAACAUCGAGUUCACCAAGUGUCACAAGAAGACGGGAUUCUCCACCGCUCCAGAUGCUCCCAGCACUCACUGGAAGCAGACUGUGUUUUACUUGGAGGACUACUUAACUGUCAAGAAAGGAGAGGAGAUCUUUGGCAGCAUCACCGUCCGGCCCAAUGAGAAGAAUGUGCGGGACCUGGAGUUCACCCUCGAGCUGGACUUUAAAGGACAGCUCUGCGAGGCCGCCCUCUCCCACGACUACAAAAUGCGUUAGGAGCAACCCGACGACAGCAGCGGUGGCGGCGCUCUGGCGUGGACGUUCCCGCGGCCCCUCUGGAACACAUCUGGAGAGGGGGGGGAGGGGCACAGGCUCCCAGCUGGCUAACGAGGGUGACCCCAGACAAAUCUGAUUGGAUGCCACUAUGCCAGCAACUAAGCAAUGUCAUCAGAGUAGGCAAGUCUUCUUAUCAGCAAUAGUUCCAUCACGCGAACCAACUCGAUCGACCCGGGCACAUCGUUGAAUGUAACCUCUGAAAAUAACUUGAUUCUUUUUUCUCGACUUUUAAUGUUUUGGAUUAUAAAAUUAAAUAAAGCAUUUAAGAGUCUUUAUAUUGUUAGUGCAGCUAAUUGGAAAGUAUUGCUCUGUUUGAUGUUGAAAGGGUAGGAGCAAAGUCAUUACCUAUUUUUACUUAAGUUGUUGUCAAAACUGAUGAUUUGUGUGUAAUUGUAUUGAAGGAACAGUGAUUUUUUUUAUGUUUCAUUAUUUAUUCGCAUGUGAUUUUUUUGUUUUGUUGCUUUAUUGACUUCAGGAAGAUGAACUUUAAUUCAUUUAUUUCUUUUCAUCGAGGAAAAUGAUUCAGAACAACUGUACUUUGGUGCCAGAAUAAAACAGAACAACGUCUCCGGGCAGGAACCAACACACAGACGCAACCCGUCAUGAACCGCUUUGUGUCGGAAAGAACGUGAACAAAGAAACUGAUGAAUAAAAUGACAAAGAAUC